AUGGAAGCUUACACCGGGGACUCAGACCCCAGCGAUCAUUUGUCUCGAUUCAACCGAGUAAUGACGGUUAUGAGGGUUAGUAAUGACGCCAAGUGUUUAUGCUUUCCACUAACUUUGAGCGAUUUCGCGGAGGAAUGGUUCAAAAAAAUGGAACUAGGAUCUGUGGAUUGCUGGAACAAGUUGCAAGUUAGUUUUUGGAGACAGUUUGUCGCGGCGAGAAAGAUUAACCUCGAAGUGAGCGCCUUGACUAACAUCAAGAAACUACCCACGGAAACCUUGAAGAAUUUUAUAAAGAGGUUGAAGGAAGAAGCCUCAAAAACCAAGAAAGUCGAUGACAGACAACAGCUUGCACUUCUUCAAGCCGGAAUCCGUACAGGAACCCCAUUUUGGAAUGAAAUACAACAGGAUGUAGCUGCUAACCUCCGAGAUUUCUAG
This is a messenger RNA of Cannabis sativa, 435 nucleotides long. RefSeq lists its product as uncharacterized. Lineage: Eukaryota; Viridiplantae; Streptophyta; Magnoliopsida; Rosales; Cannabaceae. Bases 1 to 435 code for a protein of 144 amino acids. The record is from RefSeq and is a predicted model, not a curated record. The transcript has a single exon.